AUGGCUUCCCGUGAUUACUAUAACGAUAACAACUCGUACAACGAGGAUAAUAACUCCUCGUACAACCGCCGCGACGAGGGUCGGAAUGAGAACUACGGCCGCGAUGAACGCCGCAACGACUCUUACAACAACGAGUCCCGCAACGAGUCCUACGGCCGUGAUGACCGCCGCCACGGCGACUACAACGACACCCGCUACUCCGGCUCUGGCCAAUACAGCGGCGGCGACGACUUCAGCAGCGCAGCCCAACACGCGCAAUCCCACUCCUCCUCAGACAGCUCCCUCUUCAACUCCGCUUUGUCCUUCCUAAACGACCGCAAGGGCCAAUUCCAAGACCCGUCCCGCAUCGAAGUCGACGAGCAGCACGCCGUGCAGGCUCAUAAUGCCAUGUACAACAACGGCGGCGAUGAGCAGGGCCGCAGCCACGAUUCUUCGACUGUGGGUGCCGGUGCGGCGAUGCAGGCGUUGAAGAUGUUUACGAGUGGCGGGAGUAGUGAUGGGGGGAUGGAUAAGAAUAAGUUGAUUGGGUUGGCGAUGGCGCAGGCGGGGAAGUUGUGGGAGGAGAAAGAGGGGGCUGGGGCUAGUAUGAACGGUGAUAAGCAGUCUGCUGUGAACAGUGCUGCGGAGAUGGCGCUGAAGAUGUACAUGAAGAGUCAGGGUGGUGGUAUUGGUGGUACUGGUGGUGCUUCUGGAUUGAUGAGCCUGGCUAGCAAGUUCCUGUAG
This is a messenger RNA of Penicillium subrubescens, 723 nucleotides long. RefSeq lists its product as uncharacterized. The coding region runs from base 1 to 723 and encodes 240 amino acids. The transcript has 2 exons. NCBI's taxonomy places the organism in Eukaryota, Fungi, Ascomycota, Eurotiomycetes, Eurotiales, Aspergillaceae. The record is from RefSeq and is a predicted model, not a curated record.